Messenger RNA from Rhipicephalus sanguineus (brown dog tick), 1590 nucleotides. Its product is annotated as scoloptoxin SSD14-like. Gene Ontology annotation, cellular component: plasma membrane. The transcript is spliced from 10 exons. Bases 1 to 1563 code for a protein of 520 amino acids. Gene Ontology annotation, molecular function: glutathione gamma-glutamate hydrolase. The record is from RefSeq and is a predicted model, not a curated record. Gene Ontology annotation, biological process: glutathione catabolic process. NCBI's taxonomy places the organism in Eukaryota, Metazoa, Arthropoda, Arachnida, Ixodida, Ixodidae.
AUGCCACUGUUCCUCACACAGACCACCAGGAAAAUACAAAGGAAGGGAGGCAAUAUGGCGGACGCGGCAGUGGCUACCUUGCUUUGCAUGGGUGUUGUGAUGCCCCAUAAUAUGGGCAUAGGAGGUGGAUUUAUAGCAACUCAUUACUCGAGGCGUGAAAGACGGGCCCUGUCGCUGAUCUCCCGCGAAGAGGCUCCCAAGGCUGCGACCAAGGACAUGUUCGUGGAAAACGCUACGCUUUCCCUCAUGGGUAGUCUGUCCAUAGCCGUGCCAGGAGAGCUACGCGGCUACGCGGAGCUGCACGAGCGUCUGCGUGGCAGGCUUCCCUGGAAAGCGCUCUUUCAAGACGCCAUUCGCUUGGCCAAUGAAGGGUUCCCAGUAGGACCUUACACACCUUACACCCUGUGCUACGAAGCGCCGUACAUGUUCACCUGCGCCGACGGACCAUGCGAUCCGCGAUGGAAUCCCUUUUGGAACUUCAAGCGCGGUCGCCCACUAAAGACGGGAGAAGUGCUCGUGCAGAAGGACCUGGCACGCACGCUGGAAGCCAUAGCGGAGAACGGUGCGGAUUAUUUUUACGAGGGCCCACUCGCAGAAGCGAUUGUGCGAGAAAUCUCCAACGAAGGGUCAAUCAUAACGCUGGAAGACCUGCGCUCGUACCGGCCCACAUGGGCACCUGCCGUCAGCCUCACUCUUCAAGACGGCCGAGUUCUUUACACAGCGCCGCCACCUAGCAGUGGUGCCGUCACAGCUUACAUCGUGGCUAUCAUGGAUGCUUUCAGGAACAACGUCAGCGCAGAGCUCCAGAACGAUGCUCUCACUCUGCACCGCUUCGUCGAAGCGUGCAAGUUUGGAUACGCGAAGAGAAGCCUCCUUGGUGACCCGCGCUUUGAUGAUUUGAACGAUGAUAGGAGGCCUACCAGGUGGAGAGAAAGGGAUGAUAAAUUAACGCGUCAAUCGAAUCUGGGUCUUCCGGGCAAUCUGCAGGUGCUGCGGAACCUGACAUCUUGGGACUACGCCAACGCCACGCGAUGGAAGAUCGACGACGAUAGAACGUACCAUGACCCAGUUCACUACGGCCUCGACGUUGCGCCUGCGCCGGAAAAUAAAGGCACUGCACAACUGUCACUAUGGGACGAUGAUGGAGACGCCCUCAGUAUCACCAGCACCAUCAACGGAUAUUACGGAAGUCUGAUCCGCAGCUCUUCGGGCGUUAUAUUCAACAACCAGAUGGACGACUUCUCGACGCCCGGCGUGAGCAACUUCUGGGGCCUGGCCCCAUCACCGGCCAAUUUCAUCGAGCCGGGCAAAAGGCCCCAGUCCUCCAUGAGCCCUACCGUGGUUGUUGACUCCGACGGAGACGUGGAGAUGGUCAUCGGCGCAUCGGGUGGAAGCAAGAUCAUCACUGCAGUGGCUCUGGUGACCAUGAGGGCACUCUUGCAAGGUAACAACAUCAGGGACGCCAUUCAUUCCGCCCGGUUGCACGAGCAGCUUAUCCCAGAUGACGUCGUGGUCGAGCCUCAGUUCCCAAAAGUGCGUACCCGGUGGUGUUCUCACCAAUAAGGCAAUCUGCUUACCUCUUGCGAUUUC